Salvia splendens (bonfire salvia) is the source of this 1110-nucleotide messenger RNA. RefSeq names its product transcription factor MYB106. NCBI's taxonomy places the organism in Eukaryota, Viridiplantae, Streptophyta, Magnoliopsida, Lamiales, Lamiaceae. The transcript has 3 exons. The record is from RefSeq and is a predicted model, not a curated record. The coding region runs from base 15 to 914 and encodes 299 amino acids.
CCUCCCUCAAAAAAAUGGCUGGAUCUCCAUGGCCAUGCUGUGAUAAUAUAAGCUUGAAAAAGGGGCCUUGGACAGCUGAAGAAGAUGAGAAACUCUUAGCUUAUAUUCAAGAACAUGGCCAUGGAAGUUGGCGUUCUCUUCCCUCUAAAGCUGGGCUUCAAAGAUGUGGAAAGAGCUGCAGAUUGAGGUGGACCAAUUAUCUGAGGCCAGAUAUUAAGAGAGGAAAGUUCAGCUUACAAGAAGAACAAACUAUUAUCCAACUCCAUGCCCUUCUUGGAAAUAGAUGGUCCGCUAUUGCAAGUCACCUGCCUAAGAGGACAGACAAUGAGAUCAAGAAUUACUGGAACACUCGUCUAAAGAAGAGAUUGACAAAAUUGGGGAUUGAUCCAAUCACUCACAAGCCCCAAAAUCUUUCACUAAAUUGCCACCAUUCCAAGGAGGUUGCCAACAUUAACCACAUGGCUCAGUGGGAAAGCACCCGGCUUCAAGCCGAGUCCCGGCUUGUGCGCGAAUCCAAACUCACAUUUAACCCCCACUCACUCUGCGUUGGCGGUCCAUCCCAGAGGCCGCCAAUGCAGAGUCCGUGUUUGGACAUCCUCAAAGUGUGGGAGUGGACAAAUCCUGGCAAGGACAUCUCUUCCAUGAUUCUCAAUGGAUUUUCCCCCUCCGAUGGAAAGAACAUGCUCGAUGGAGCGUCAUCGUUCACCGUGAAAGAAUCCGCUGGUAAAUCACAUCAUGGCUCUAUUGAUCAGGCCAGGGGCAUUAUGGGGAAUUCAGUGGAACUUGAUCAUUCUACUUAUGUUGAUCACGACUCUCUAGGGUUUCCGAUCUUCAUGGACGGCCUCGAUGGCGCAGUCUCCGGUCCCGAAUAUACCUAUAAUGCCCUCCCUCGGAGGUUGUUGGGGAGAUCUUGAGGAGAACAAGGCCAAUUGCUGGAGCAACAUGUGAUCGUCCACAUUUAAAGACUUAAAUUAAUUAACUAGGGUUAGAUUUAAUGCUGUAAUAAUUUGUUACGAAUAUUCCGAUAAUUAGUUAAGUCUUUGCUAGCUAAGUAUUUGUCAAUGUUUGAUUAGGUUUUCCUAAUCAUGUUUGUUAUAAUUAAGCAGAUUG